This is a messenger RNA of Neolamprologus brichardi, 265 nucleotides long. NCBI's taxonomy places the organism in Eukaryota, Metazoa, Chordata, Actinopteri, Cichliformes, Cichlidae. The record is from RefSeq and is a predicted model, not a curated record.
GACAGAUUCUGGGUGUUCAGGGAGGCUGACGUGAUGCCAGGGUACCCACAGCCCUUAUAUCACUACGGAAAAGGCGUUCCUCCACACGGGAUCGACACGGCUAUCUGGUGGGAGCCCAACGGACACACAUACUUCUUCUCUGGAGACAGGUACUGGCGAUACAACGAGGAGACGCGGACCACAGACCGCGACUUCCCCAAACCAAUUAGCAGAUGGGGCAGGAUCCCUCCCUCCCCUAAAGGAGCCUUCCUCAGCGAUGAUGGGG